Candida tropicalis MYA-3404 is the source of this 1629-nucleotide messenger RNA. It is a transcript of the gene NUP60, whose product is annotated as FG-nucleoporin. The record is from RefSeq and is a predicted model, not a curated record. Gene Ontology annotation, biological process: intracellular mRNA localization; poly(A)+ mRNA export from nucleus; mRNA export from nucleus in response to heat stress. NCBI's taxonomy places the organism in Eukaryota, Fungi, Ascomycota, Pichiomycetes, Serinales, Debaryomycetaceae. Gene Ontology annotation, cellular component: nuclear pore; nuclear pore nuclear basket. Bases 1 to 1629 code for a protein of 542 amino acids. Gene Ontology annotation, molecular function: structural constituent of nuclear pore. The transcript has a single exon.
AUGGAUAACAGGAGGGUUUAUAAGUCGUAUAGGGAAAAACUAUCUAAUAAUGAUAAUGGGUUCAAACCUUAUUCAUUGAUAACUGGAAAAUUGAAGAGUUUGUUUCAGCUCAAAAAAUCAUCCCCAUCGAAUGAUGAGAAUCAAUCAUCAGCUUCAAGUAUAGCAACAACGAAAGUGAAUGAAUCUACUGGGGCCACACCACUGUUUAUAAAACCAUUCAAAUUCCCAGAACCGAAAUUAUCUGAAACAUUACCCACUAACAAAAAUUUUAAGUUACCAGGGUCAUUUACCAUUGUCUCACCAAAAGUGAAGAAACAACCACUGCAUCAAUUCGACGCUACUAUGAUAUCAAGUAGAUCGGGUCGUGUACAAUCCACUACUGAAUUAAACGAAGAUGCCUCAAUGAAUGAUGAUGGUGAUGGUGAUGCCGAUGUUACGGCAAAUGAGGCAUUGUCGAAUUUUUUCAAAAGAAAGGGAGAUAAACCACUAAAUGAUAUUGAAUAUGAAGGAGUUAUGGCAUUGAUAUCGAAGUCAAGGUCAGGAACACCAAUGAGAAAGAGAGUAAUGUCUGAAUCAUUCUUUGAUCAACCACAAAGAAAAAAGACCAAGAAUGAUACCGUGGGACAUGAUGUUGGACAAGAGCAAAAGACAUUGAUACACGAUGCUUCCAACAUCAGCUUCAACACAUCAGAAUACAAACCAAGCUACCAUACUGUUCAUAAUGAUACAUUUGACAGAAGCCAUAAUCAAUCAUAUAACAAUACUACUUCAAUGAUCCCUUCAAUAAAGAGAGUCUACCAAUUUUCAGGAUUACCUUCGCCAUACUCAACAAGAAUUAGACCUCCAAGUUCGUCAAGAAGACCACAAAGGGUUAGAGGGGAUAUAGACAGAUCAAUUAACGCCACAAUGACUGAUACUAGUAUUAACAAUACACUGGCUAAUAAAACCCACGAAUUUAAGAGUGAAACGUCUAAGUUAUUGUUAUCAAUUCUAGAUGGAAAAGGGGGUCCUGAAGUUCCCGAAGCAGAGGAAGAUGAGUCACAAAAGGGUGCUUUUAAGUUUGUUAAUCCAUAUUCUAAAAACGGACGUAGAGUUAUAUCGCGAUCCAAGAAAACCCCGGCUGCAAACGCAACUGUUGCAAAACCAAAAACAUCCAUUUCUAUUACAGCAAACGAUAUUGAAGAAACUAUAUCAUAUGACAAAUCAGAAAAGUUACCAGAAGAGCCUAAAGAUGCAUCCAUUGAGAAACAAUUGGAUAAGAAACUGGCCGAUAAAGAAAAUGGCAGCACGACUCCAGCAAAAGUUGCUGAAACCACCAAAACAAGUACCGUCGUGGAAGACAAAGCACCUCCAGCCACAAGCACACAAAGCACAUUUUCAUUCAAACCAAUUAGCAAUGGUUCACUGUUUUCUAGCAAAUCGUCAUCUGAAAGUACCAAGAAGAUUGAAGAACAAACGAAACCAACUUUUUCAUUCCCAACCACUAAUAAAUCGAACAAGCCAGAGAAAGAGUCUAAUACAGGAAUUGAUAAAUUUGCAACCGAAUUUGUAUUCCCUGAUGUUGACAUUAAGAAAGUUGCUAUUGAUUCAAAUAAAGUUGAUGAUUUCAAGUCAUUAUUCCAAUUUUAG